AUGGACAAUGUUGAGAACAUGGGCCGUGUAAAUUAUGGGAAAUUCUUGUUUGAUAGAAAGGUGGAGGUGAGAUGGAGAGUGAAGGGAGUGUCCUGGAAAUCAUGUAAACAUGACCUGGUGCUUGACCACUAUAAGAUGGGUUGGGUAAGACUGGAAGUGGUCUGGAUAGAGGAAGAGAUAAAGAGAGUAGUCGUAGAGGGCAUUUUGUCUUCUGUUUAUGUAGAUGGAAAAUCUCUGCAUGGGUGGAAGACAUUCUCAGUUCCUUUUCAGAACUUAAAUGACAAGCAGAAAGUCAAUCCCAUUAUCAAUUUUUCAUUUUCUGAAUUAAUUACAUCUGCUUACCAAAAAUUGGAAGACAACUCUUCAAAAGAACCAGCUUUUUAUACUGGUUAUUUUAUGGUUGAUAACACACAUCAACUUGAAGACACAUUCCUGUCAUUCAGAGCCUGGGGAAAAGGAGUUGCAUUUGUCAAUGAAUUUAACAUUGGAAGAUUUUGGCCGUCAAUUGGACCACAAUGCAACCUUUACGUACCUGCUCCAAUUCUUCGGCAUGGAAAAAAUGUUGUGAGGAGGCCAUCAUCAUGUUGUAAACUUCAAAGGGUUAAUUGA
Messenger RNA from Thlaspi arvense, 609 nucleotides. The record is from the annotation of a GenBank genome assembly. NCBI's taxonomy places the organism in Eukaryota, Viridiplantae, Streptophyta, Magnoliopsida, Brassicales, Brassicaceae.